GGGGCGGCGGGCUGGCUCCUCAGCAGUCCGCGGCUGCGGCGGCGGCGGAGGCGGUUGCGACGGCGACAUGGAGAGCGGGGCCUACGGCGCGGCCAAGGCGGGCGGCUCCUUCGACCUACGGCGCUUCCUGACGCAGCCGCAGGUGGUGGUGCGCGCCGUGUGCUUGGUCUUCGCCUUGAUCGUGUUCUCAUGCAUCUUCGGUGAGGGCUACAGCAACGCCCACGAUUCCAAACAGCUGUACUGCGUGUUCAACCACAACGAGGACGCGUGCCGCUUCGGCAGCGCCAUCGGGGUGCUGGCCUUCCUGGCCUCGGCCUUCUUCUUCGUGGUCGACAUCUAUUUCCCCCAGAUCAGCAACGCCACUGACCGCAAGUACCUGGUCAUCAGCGACCUGCUCUUCUCAGCUCUCUGGACCUUCCUGUGGUUUGUUGUCUUCUGCUUCCUUGCCAAUCAAUGGGCAGCCACCAAGCCGGCACUUGUGCUGGUGGGAGCCGACUCAGCCCGGGCGGCCAUCGCCUUCAGCUUCUUUUCUGUCUUCUCCUGGGGCAUGCUGGCCUCCCUGGCCUACCAGCGCUACAAGGCCGGAGUGGACGACUUCAUCCAGAACUACGUGGACCCCACUCUGGACCCCAGCACGGCCUAUGCCUCCUACCCAGGCACGCCUGUGGACAACUGCCAACAGCCACCCUUCACCCAGAACGCCGAGACCACAGAGGGCUACCAGCCGCCCCCCGUGUACUGAGCGGCGGCUGGGGAUGGUAAGGGGAGGAGGGAGGGUGCCUGGGGGUCCUCCCCUCUUCCCGGACUCCUCCCCCAGAGGUUGGUCUCCCAGAGCUGCCGGCCCCUCUCCAUCCACCUGGCGCCUGUCGAGCUGACGCAAGGCCUGGAGAGAGAGCCCCUGCCUCCUCGGCCUGUGCCCCAGGGGGCUUCACCCACCACUCCUCGAGGGCAUUUUUUAGGGAAGGGUUUUUGGUUGGACAGGUUUUGUCAUUGCUUUUAAUGAUCCCCAGCGCCGCCUGGAGUAGGCCCGACAUGCUGGUUUGACAAGUGCCUUAGCUUCUCCCCAGCCGGAAGGAGCCGGGCCACGUGCAGGCCUCGGUGGCCGCCGCCAUCUGGGGGUCUCUGCCAAAGAUGAGGCUGUGGGGCCUUCCCCCUGCUCUGCUGCUGGCACCGGGCUGGGGCUCCUUUCCUCCUCACUCAGGUUCGUGCUGCCCCCAGCCCCCUGCCCCCUGCCUGCUCUGUGAGCGGCAGCCCGUGCUCACUGCUGAAGUGUCUGCUCACUUGGAUCUGGGCUCACGACUGUGCCAGUGCCUCUGGGUCACCUUCCUGACAGCCUAGGCGCAGGGCUGGUGCCCCCCCCCCGCCAGCGGGCUCGGGCAGCACUGUCUCUGCUCCCACCCCUUGGCCGAAGGAAGGGGCUUUGCCUGAUGACAACACCCAGCUUUAUGUAAAUACCCCACCACUGUUAGUUGGGAGGUGUGGGGCACACCCACAGCCCCCAGGCUGCUCUGAAUGUAUUGCAGAGCCUUGGGGGAAGAAGCACAGCACCCUUGGAUUCUGUUAGGACAAAUUUUGGAGAUGGAAUAAAUGUUUUUCUCAUUCAUAA
Molecule: messenger RNA, 1606 nt
Organism: Kogia breviceps (pygmy sperm whale)
Lineage: Eukaryota; Metazoa; Chordata; Mammalia; Artiodactyla; Physeteridae
Gene: SYNGR2
Product: synaptogyrin 2
Cellular component (GO): synaptic vesicle membrane; neuromuscular junction
Source: RefSeq, a predicted model, not a curated record